GUCAUCGGAAAUUAUACCAGCUCGGUCGUCGUUCGGAUUACCAAGGCCCGCAUAAGUUGUUGUUGGGGGGAGGGGGCUGUCAACGAUCUAGGACCUGCUCACCGCUUUCUGACAGCCGGCGGUGUAGCAGCGCAGCAAUGCCUGCCGAAGAUCGACGAAACGACGACGAAGAUUCUGGUCAGCAGCGCAGUCUUUAUCCAAGCAUUGGAGCAGGUGGAGAAGUUCAAGUGUCUCGGGGUUGUGUUUGUUGGUGAUGAAAAAAUUGAACAGCCGACUGCCCGGUGGAUUGGAGUGGCCAGCGGCGUUUUGUGCGAACUAACCCGAACCACUGUGACUAAAGCUGAGCUGAUUCUGAAGACUAAGCUCUCGGUAUUCGAAUCGAUUUCUAUCCUCAUGCUUACCCACGGUUAUGAGUCGUGGACCAUGACUAAAAAGCUUCGAUCCCGGAUAGAAGCGGCUGAAAUGGGCUUUUGA
Molecule: messenger RNA, 474 nt
Organism: Soboliphyme baturini
Lineage: Eukaryota; Metazoa; Nematoda; Enoplea; Dioctophymatida; Soboliphymatidae
Source: the annotation of a GenBank genome assembly